UUCCGGUGGCGUCCAUGCGGGCCGGAGGAGCAGCGGUUGUGGACCCGUGUAAAUUAACAUUGCUUGUGAAUUGGUAAAAAAGACACAAUGGAGACUAAGGACCAGAAGAAACACAGAAAGAAAAAUAGCGGGCCCAAAGCGGAGAAGAAAAAGAAACGACACCUACAAGAUCUGCAGCUUGGAGAUGAGGAGGAUGCCCGGAAAAGAAACCCCAAAGCUUUUGCAGUACAAUCUGCUGUGCGGAUGGCUCGCUCCUUUCACAGGACCCAGGAUUUAAAGACCAAAAAGCAUCAUAUUCCAGUGGUCGAUCGAACCCCUCUAGAGCCCCCACCGAUAGUGGUGGUGGUGAUGGGGCCUCCAAAAGUUGGAAAGAGUACUUUGAUCCGGUGCCUCAUACGGAACUUCACCAGGCAGAAGCUGACAGAGAUCAGAGGUCCUGUAACCAUUGUGUCAGGUAAAAAACGCAGACUAACCAUUAUUGAAUGUGAUUGUGACAUAAACAUGAUGAUUGAUCUGGCUAAAGUAGCUGAUUUGGUUUUGAUGCUCAUAGAUGCCAGUUUUGGAUUUGAAAUGGAAACAUUUGAAUUUCUAAACAUCUGCCAAGUACAUGGCUUUCCUAAAAUUAUGGGCAUUCUCACUCAUCUUGAUUCCUUCAAAUAUAAUAAACAACUGAAGAAGACGAAAAAGCGAUUAAAACACAGGUUUUGGACAGAAGUCUACCCAGGUGCCAAGCUGUUCUACCUCUCUGGAAUGGUACAUGGAGAAUACCAAAACCAAGAAAUUCACAACUUGGGACGUUUUAUUACAGUUAUGAAGUUUAGGCCUCUUACAUGGCAAACCUCUCAUCCUUACAUCCUGGCGGACAGGAUGGAAGAUUUGACAAACCCAGAAGAUAUUCGAACAAAUAACAAAUGUGACCGGAAGGUAUCUCUUUAUGGUUAUUUAAGAGGAGCACACUUGAAAAAUAAAAGCCAAAUUCACAUGCCAGGUGUAGGGGAUUUUGCUGUAAGUGACGUUAGUUUCCUUCCCGACCCCUGUGCACUUCCUGAACAACAAAAGAAGCGCUCUUUGAAUGAGAAGGAGAAGUUGGUGUAUGCCCCUCUCUCGGGAGUUGGUGGUGUGCUGUAUGACAAAGAUGCUGUCUAUGUCGACCUCGGUGGCAGCCAUGGCUUCCAGGAAUCGGAUGAGGUGAGGCCCACCCAUGAACUGGUCCAGAAUCUUAUUUCCACCCAUGCCACCAUUGAUGCUAAAAUGGCUUCAAGUAGAGUGACACUUUUUUCUGAUUCCAAACCACUGGGGUCAGAGGAUAUAGAUAAUCAAGGGCUGUUGAUGCCAAAAGAGGAAAAACAUGUGGAUUUGAAAACUGGACGAGUGCGUCGGAAAGCUAUUUUUGGAGAUGAAGAAGAUGAGUCUGGUGAUAGUGAUAAUGAAGAUGAUGAAGAAAUGUCUGAAGAUGACAGAUUGGAAAAUAGCUCAAGUGAUGAUGAAACAGAAGAGGAAGAUGCAGAAAUGCCUGAUAAAGACUGUGUGACCAGGAAACGUGUCAAACGGCAGAGACUUGAAGAGAUGGAAGAAGAUGCUGAGGUGGAUUUGCCAGCAUUUGCUGAUAGCGAUGAUGACCUUGAGAGGGGCUCGGAGGAUGGAGAAGCAGAGGAAGCUGAUGAAAGCAGUGAUGAGGAUUCCCCUGUAGGAAAGACGGGUAUUUUAGAGCCUAAGGCUCUCCGAGAAGGUGAUAAGGUGGGACAGUUACAGACUAGUGGUUUGAGGGACAAUUUGAAUCAGGAGAAGUCUUCGACAUUGCGAAAAGCAACCAUCACCAUUUCAGAUUCAGGUCAUUGCACAGCCGAAGAGGCAUUUGCAUCUGAAGAUGAAUCUGAAGAAAGUUCCUCUCUGAGUGCAGAGGAAGAGGAUUCAGAAAAUGAAGAAGAUAAUGGGGAAAAGUUUCCUAAGCCACCUCAAGUAAUCAUCGGUCAGAAACUGAGUUCAGAGAACUUAACUGAUGAGACCAGUGAUAUAGAAGAUUUACUCAAAGAGGAAGACGAUUACAAGGAAGAAAACAACUAUUCUCUAGAAACUUCAGGAGCCCUCAAGUGGAAGGAAGAUCUUUCCAGGAAAGCAGCGGAAGCCUUUCUAAGGCAGCAGCAGACAACUCCAAACCUCCGAAAGCUCAUUUAUGGAACAGUGACAGAAGAUAACGAAGAAGAUGGUGAUGAUGGGGAAGAGCUUGGAGGGUUGUUUCGUGUCAGCCAGCCUGCCAGAGAGUGUAAGCACAAGGCUGAUUCUUUGGACUGCUCCAGAUUUCAUGUGGAGGCCCCCCAUGAUUGGGAUUUAGAGGAGGUUAUGAACAGUAUCAGAGAUUGCUUUGUGACUGGGAAGUGGGAAGAGGAUAAAGAUGCAGCCAAGAUCUUAGCAGAAGAUGAGGAGCUCUAUGGUGACUUUGAAGACCUGGAAACGGGGGAUGUACACAAAGGAAAAUCCAACACGGAUUCUCAGAGUGAAGAUGAGGAGGAAGAAGUCAAGGAAAAAAUUGACCCCAGUGAAGAAGAAAGCGCCAAGAAAAAACAUUUGGAGAAGAAGAGAAAAUUGAAGGAGUUGUUUGAUGCAGAAUAUGAUGAAGGAGAGAGCACAUACUUUGAUGAUCUAAAAGGAGAAAUGCAUAAGCAAGCACAGCUUAACCGAGCAGAAUUUGAAGAUCAAGAUGAUGAUGCCAGAGUUCAGUAUGAGGGUUUUCGACCUGGGAUGUACGUCCGAAUUGAGAUAGAAAAUGUUCCCUGUGAAUUUGUGCUCAACUUUGACCCACAUUACCCAAUUAUUUUGGGUGGUUUGGGCAAUAGUGAAGGCAAUGUUGGAUAUGUGCAGAUGCGUCUGAAGAAACAUCGCUGGUAUAAAAAGAUCCUCAAGUCGCGAGAUCCGAUCAUUUUUUCUGUAGGGUGGAGGAGAUUUCAGACCAUCCCACUGUAUUAUAUCGAAGACCACAAUGGAAGACAGAGGCUCUUGAAAUACACCCCGCAGCACAUGCAUUGUGGAGCGACAUUUUGGGGUCCCAUCACUCCACAGGGAACAGGGUUCUUGGCAAUACAAUCUGUCAGUGGCACAAUGCCAGAUUUCCGGAUAGCUGCCACAGGAGUUGUCCUCGAUCUGGAUAAAUCUAUAAAAAUUGUGAAAAAAUUAAAGCUCACUGGUUUUCCAUUUAAAAUUUUCAAAAAUACUUCAUUCAUUAAGGGAAUGUUUAAUUCUGCCUUAGAAGUGGCAAAAUUUGAAGGUGCUGUCAUUCGAACUGUCAGUGGAAUAAGGGGACAGAUCAAGAAAGCCCUCCGGGCUCCAGAAGGAGCUUUCCGGGCCAGCUUUGAGGAUAAGUUACUGAUGAGCGAUAUCGUCUUCAUGAGAACUUGGUAUCCUGUUUCCAUCCCAGCCUUCUAUAAUCCAGUCACAUCUUUAUUGAAACCUGUUGGUGAAAAAGACACCUGGUCAGGAAUGCGGACUACUGGCCAGCUACGGCUGGCUCAUGGUAUCAAACUAAAGCCCAACAAGGAUUCUCUCUAUAAGCCAAUCAUGAGGCAAAAGAAGCAUUUUAAUUCUCUGCAUAUUCCAAAAGCCUUGCAGAAGGCCUUGCCAUUUAAGAGCAAGCCUAAGACUCAAGCAAAGGCAGGCAAGACGCCGAAGGACAGGAUAAGACCAGCUGUCAUACGGGAGCCUCAUGAAAGGAAGAUCCUCGCACUGCUUGAUGCUCUGAGUACAGUGCACAGUCAGAAGAUGAAGAAGGCCAAGGAGCAGCGGCACCAGCACAAUAAAGAACACUUCAAAAUGAAGCAGAAAGAGGAAGAAGAAAAACUGAAACGACAAAAGGAUCUCAGGAAGAAGCUAUUCCGAAUUCAAGGCCAGAAAGAAAAAAGAAAUCAGAAGUCCAGCCUAAAGGGACCAGCUGAGCAACCUAAGUAAGCCCAGAUGGAUUGCCCUUUGCACCCGCAGAGGUGGGUGUUUCCGGUGUUACUGUGUUUGUAAAGAACAAGGAAGACCUUUUAUUGGAUAUACCGCGCAGACUGUGCCUUUAAAAGGAGAAAUGAAAACUGCUGAUAGGACACCUGUUCAUUCCUAGUGCCUGGGUUAUGCCAAAAUUGAAAAUGAUUUAAUUUAUGGUUUUAUAGUUUCCCUCACAUUCCUUUUAUCUGACUCAGUUUGUUUGUACCACUCAAAAAAAAAAUUCAUUAAAUAUUUUCCUGUUAACUCCUUAAUAGUUUUUAUUAAGGAUAAGAAUGAAUGUUUGAUGAUUGUCGAUAAGCUCCUUGCUUUUUCUGUCACUUCUAUGAUGAGUCUUCCAAAAGGGAAAACAAUAGUAAAUUGAAACCUCAGCUUUAAUGUGAUAUUUUAGAGAAGGGUAUAAUUUGGCUCUUGUCUGCUAUAUGUUAUGUUCUUUGAUUAUGGCCCUAAUAUAAAUUUUAUCUUAUUUUACACAUUUUAUAUGGUAGUCUAGUCGAUAGAGAAGGAAUAGAAAACACUAUCAGCUCAGGGAAUUGCUAUCUCAGCUACAUAGGGACCCAAAGGAAAAUGUAUAUUCAUCAGUAGGUUUCAUUCACUUUCCAGUUUGGAUUUUUAUUGAUCUCAUCUUAUGCAGUCCAUAUGAUUACAUGUUGAUAUGAUUGUGUGUGGUAUAAUCAUAGAGUCACACACUGUAGUACUAUUGCACUGUCGUCCCAUUGUUCUUUGAUUUGCUCCAGUGGGCACCAGUAAUGUCUCCAUUGUGAGAGUUGUUACUGUUUUUUGGUAUAUUGCAUACACCAUGGGUAGCUUGCCAAGCUCUGCUGUGCAGGCGGGAUAUUCUCAGUAGCUUGCCGGGCUCUCCAAAGGAGACGGAGGAACCGAACCAGGUCAGCCGCAUGCAAGGCAAACGCCCUACCCACUAUGCUAUCACUCCAGUCCAGAUUUAUAGAGUUUUACAAAUUCCCCUUCUUACCUCCAGUUGUAAUAUUUUGUACAAAUAUAAUACAACAUGGUAAUCAGGACCUUGACAUUGAUAGUUUUUAUAUUAUUUAGCAUUUCCAUUUUAUUUAUAUUCAUAUGUGUCAGAGGGGUGGAAAAUAUGAAACACUUCACAAAAUUGCCGAUUAUCUCCUAGAGCCCAGACUUUGGGGAUGACACAAAAGGAACUGUUUAUAGAUCCCAGAAAAGGUGAAAAUUCCUGAGAAUUUCAGAAGGCAGAGCCCAACAGGCUCCAUAGUGGGAGGCAGGAGAAAUUCCAACGGGCAUAGCUGCUUUAACCGAUGAAGCAGCGUAAAGAUCGCCUGACCUCCCUCCACUGGCCUGGAGCAGUGGACAGUCUCGUCUUUUCUCAGGGAUGGUGCCCCAUCCUCCCAGGCUCUAGGCAGUGCCACAGCAGUCUGAGACCUGCCUGGUGAGUGGGCAGAUGAGCUGGCCGUCCCAGGGCACCUCUCCACCCAUAGGAAGAGUCCAUGACCUUGCAGGUUGGCAGUCCCUGGGUGGCACUGGGGUUGAAGAACAGGUAGCUGACCUUCCCUGAGAACAUGAGGAGCAGGGGUGGGCAGUGGGCAUCAGAUGUGAGAAAAGGGAGAGAGCAUGAGCUGAACAACAGAAGCCGCAGAUAAAUCCACCAAACAUGAAAAUCAUUUACAUAUGCACAAUAAAAAUCCUCAGGAGGAUAUUGGAAAUGUGAAGCUAGAUGCAGGCAGAGAUGAAAAAGAACCAGCUGGGGAUAUUGGGUCUGAACAAUGUAAAUGCCAGAACAAUGAAUUCAUGGGGAGGCCGAAGAGCAGAAGAACCUCUCCAGGCAGGAGAUUGGUUGGAGGCUCUUAGAAGAGAAGGGGAAGGGGUCAGUGAGAUGGCAGAUUAAAGAGGGAUCCGAGUGAGAGAGAAGCAGCCAAAUGUAUCUAAUUACGAGUCUCAGAAGGAGCGGGAAAAGCAACAGAUAAGAGGAAAUAGAAAUUAUAUGCAUCAGGCAGGAAAGAAAGGCAUUUGCAUUUCCCUCUUUCCUUUGCUGUUGUUGCUUCAGUUCCGUGGACUGGGGGUUCGCACCCUGUGCUCAGGGCUGCCAGGGUCACACUCAGCGUGUGGAGGUUUGUUAGGGGAUUGUGUGGCCCCUGUCUUGGUUCAAAGCCAGAUUUCUACCACUAGGCUCUCCUGGCUCCAGCUCCUGCACUCUCUCAGUGAAAAUUUUGUGUAUUGUUUGAACAUUUGUCUAUUUUAAGUCAAGAUUCUGAAAACCUCCAAAGAGAAUAAAAAUAAUACAGAGAAGCAGGAGUCAUUCUGCCACAGAAAUGACAGAUGAAAGGAAGAGAAGGGCAGUGGCAACAUGCGAAAGGAAGCGGUGUCCUGCACUGAUAUGGGAGGGUGGAAUGAGGCACUGUCAAGUGCUGUGAGACCUCUAAAACUCCAAAACACCAAUGCACCCCUUACAGGAUAACAUAUUUGAGCAGGAAACCCAGGGCGAUGCCUCCAGCUUUGGGUGACUUAGGAUUGCGUGUUGAUAUUGAAGAAAGCAACCGUUCGACAAGAGUUGUUAAGCAGAGUGACAGAUGGCCCAGGGAGUGGGGUUGGGCUGAGGACACUACUUUGACUGGGUGAGUGCUGAAGCUCUCCCUGCCCUGUUGGAGGGAAGUCACAGACAUCUCCCAGGGACAACAAAACUCACAAAGGCAGCUGAUCCAGUUAAGGAGUCUACUUCCAGAGACUGAAUGUGGGAGUAUUAUUUACAAACCAUUGAAAGGAAAUUUGCUUUUUUUCCCCCAGUGGAAAAUAGGAAAGAGAAAAGAGGAAGGUGUCUCUGUGUGUGUCUGUGU
Sorex araneus (European shrew) is the source of this 6791-nucleotide messenger RNA. It is a transcript of the gene BMS1, whose product is annotated as BMS1 ribosome biogenesis factor. NCBI's taxonomy places the organism in Eukaryota, Metazoa, Chordata, Mammalia, Eulipotyphla, Soricidae. Gene Ontology annotation, cellular component: 90S preribosome; nucleus. The coding region runs from base 88 to 3939 and encodes 1283 amino acids. Gene Ontology annotation, biological process: endonucleolytic cleavage of tricistronic rRNA transcript (SSU-rRNA, 5.8S rRNA, LSU-rRNA); ribosome biogenesis; maturation of SSU-rRNA from tricistronic rRNA transcript (SSU-rRNA, 5.8S rRNA, LSU-rRNA). The record is from RefSeq and is a predicted model, not a curated record. Gene Ontology annotation, molecular function: GTPase activity; GTP binding; U3 snoRNA binding. The transcript is spliced from 23 exons.